Messenger RNA from Fonsecaea multimorphosa CBS 102226, 453 nucleotides. RefSeq lists its product as uncharacterized. The coding region runs from base 1 to 453 and encodes 150 amino acids. NCBI's taxonomy places the organism in Eukaryota, Fungi, Ascomycota, Eurotiomycetes, Chaetothyriales, Herpotrichiellaceae. The transcript has 2 exons. The record is from RefSeq and is a predicted model, not a curated record.
AUGUCAUCUACCAACCGCACUGUCAGCUGGCCCGCGAGCCUCAGAGGAGAAGUGAUCACGUUGGUAGACUUAUUCUUCCAACUGCUUGAUACCAAAUCGCCGCAAGCUGGCUCUCAGCUAGUUCAAAAUGUGUUCACCGAGGAUGGAAAGUUUUAUUCAUCGUCGGGGUAUUUUCAAGGGCAAGACAUCGCCUUGUCACGAGACGGCAUCUGGGAAGCGUUUGAGAUUCGAAGUCACGAGCUUCGCAAGAUCUAUUUGAAUGAUGCCGGCGGACAGGACUUGGAUCUACUGAUCGUGGGAGGGGCGGUCAUUAAGCCACAUGGUGGAAAGGCGACGGCGCUGGAAUUCAUUGGUCGCGCCAUCGUCCGAGAUACAGUCAAAGGUCCCCGGAUCCGUUAUUAUCAGCCGAUCGUGCCAGGUUCGGCCGAGCAACCGAUUCUCGCGGAUGUUUGA